Messenger RNA from Diorhabda carinulata, 1484 nucleotides. RefSeq names its product rRNA N6-adenosine-methyltransferase ZCCHC4. The record is from RefSeq and is a predicted model, not a curated record. The coding region runs from base 67 to 1428 and encodes 453 amino acids. The transcript has 5 exons. Gene Ontology annotation, molecular function: zinc ion binding; nucleic acid binding; rRNA (adenine-N6-)-methyltransferase activity. Lineage: Eukaryota; Metazoa; Arthropoda; Insecta; Coleoptera; Chrysomelidae. Gene Ontology annotation, cellular component: cytoplasm; nucleolus. Gene Ontology annotation, biological process: rRNA methylation.
GACAAAUACAUUGGAACUACACUAAAUCACUAGAAAUUUAUCUACCUAACGUAUAUAUUUGAAGAUAUGGUUUUUGAGGGAGUAGACGUUUUAACUCAAGAUGUUCAAAAUAACCCACGUUGUCCUCACGGACCAACAAUAUUAUUUUGUAGGACUGUUAAUGGUGUUCCUAGGAAAUAUUUCGCAUGUUCUGCAUGUAGAGACCGAAAACAAUGUAACUUUUUCCUUUGGGAAGAUGAAAGAUCAAAAUUUAACGACAAAUAUUGGUCUGAGGAAUCACAAAAAUUCGUCAAAUUUGUAAAACACCGUGAAAUGUUCAGUACUUUGAACAAAUUUUUAGCCGAUUCUAAUGCAUCUCAAAGAAAUUUUUGUAAUACUUGUAAUAUUCUGUAUAAAAAGGGCGACCCAAAACAUAUUAAUCAUUCAGUUCUUAAUGGAUUAACUGAUUAUCAAUUAGCGCAUCCAUCUGAUAUUCUUCCAGCAUUAAAUAAUUCUAAGAAAGAAGCACAAUAUCACUUCUCAAAGUCUUCAGUUCGUGAUAUAAUAACAAUCUUCAAAUGCUUAGGAUUCAAAAAUGUAAUAUGUCUUGGCACUCCCAGAAUUCAUGAACAUAUACAAAGUAAUAAUGAAGAUAUUACUAGCAUUCUUUUAGAUAUAGAUAAGAGAUUUCAUAAUUUUUUUGGUCCAUUAUCUUUCUGCUGGUAUAACAUGUUCAAUAAUCACUUUUUUAUGAAAGAAGCAAAAGGAGUAUUUAGGACAUAUUUGCAGACAAAUCAAGGUAAAAAUAUGGUACUUAUAACAGAUCCACCUUUUGGAGGAAGAACUGAAAUACUUUCAACAACGUUUAAUAGCAUAAAUGCAGAAUAUAAAACUAUUAAUAAACUACAAGAUGAUUUGCCCAUAUUUUGGAUAUAUCCAUAUUAUAUGGAACCACAAAUUUUGAACAGAAUGUCAGAAUUUUGUAUGUUAGAUUACAAAGUUGAAUAUGACAAUCACUUGUCAUUUCAGAGUGGACCUAAGGGGCGAAAAAAAGGAUCUCCGGUUAGAAUAUUUACAAAUGUCGAUUCUAGUUUAGUACAAUUACCAUCUCCAAAUUAUAAACACUGUAAUAUUUGUAAUCGAUGGGUUGCAAAUGAGAAUAAACACUGUAAUCAAUGUAAUGCAUGUACUUCAAAAAAUGGGGAUACUUAUGUUCAUUGUGAUAAAUGUAGCCGAUGUGUAAAAUCCACUUGGAAACACUGUAAAACUUGUAAUCGAUGUGCUCAAUUAGUUCACAAAUGUGAACAAAUCAGUUUUGUUAAGGAAUGUUUCAAUUGCAAAAUACCUGGCCACAAGAAAGUUGAUUGUCCUCAAUUGAGAGAAGCAAAACCACAAAAACGAAAAAAUACAAAUAUUAACAAACCCCGAAAGAAAAUGAAGAAGAGGUAGUGAAAUAUUGCGAAGCCAUUUUUUAUUUUAUCAAACCCAAUAAAAAUAAUUCUUCA